Messenger RNA from Colletotrichum orchidophilum, 1635 nucleotides. Its product is annotated as major facilitator superfamily transporter. Gene Ontology annotation, biological process: transmembrane transport. NCBI's taxonomy places the organism in Eukaryota, Fungi, Ascomycota, Sordariomycetes, Glomerellales, Glomerellaceae. Gene Ontology annotation, molecular function: transmembrane transporter activity. The transcript has 4 exons. The coding region runs from base 1 to 1635 and encodes 544 amino acids. The record is from RefSeq and is a predicted model, not a curated record.
AUGCAUCACCAACAGGCUGUUCGUUCCGACGAGCUAGAAGACGAUGAUCUUGGCCGCGGCCCGGCCACAUGGAGCCCUUCACGGCGCGAGUUUGCUAUCAUGGCGACGGCUGCCUUGUUAUCACUCAUGGUCGCCCUUGACGCCUGUGUCAUUGUGACUUCUUUACAGGCUAUCGUGGUAGACCUCGAGCUCAGCACAUACGACGGCUUCUGGAUAGGUACGGCGUACCUCCUAGCCAACGCCGUGCUGAUGCUGUUCAUCGCGGACCUGAGCCGCGUGUUUGGUCGACGGUCAGGCCUGACCAUCUCGGUUGCCGUCUUUGCCCUAGGCACGAUCUUUUGCUGCGUGUCGCAUUCCAUCGGCUUGAUGUUGGCUGGACGGUCUCUCCAAGGCGUCGGCGGUGCUGGCAUCAUCGUCUUGUGCCUGUUGAUUUUCACCGACAUUGUCCCGUUGCGGUUUCGGCCUACGUGGUACGGCUUAGUCCAGGCAGCAUGGGCAUUGGGCAACUGCGUUGGCCCCAUACUGGGCGGCGCCAUUGCUCAGCACACAACGUGGCGUUGGAUUUUCUACAUCAUGUUCCCUUUCUGCGGGGCCGGGCUUGCUCUUGUGCCCUGGCUAGUCAACAUUGAUUCUCCGGCUGAUGGGGUGGGCGAGAAACUAAAGAAGAUAGACUGGCCGGGAAACGCUCUGUUCAUCGGCUCGGCCACCUUGUUGCUGGUGGCCGUCUCCUGGGGAGGCUUGCGCUACAGUUGGGGCAGCGCCGGCACUCUUGUACCGUUGUUGCUCGGGGCGGUUGGUAUGGCGCUGACUGUGAUCUACGAGUCACGCUUCGCAACGUCCCCGUUCUUGCAACGCCGACUUUUCCAAACCGCCAGCUCCAUCGCGACGUAUGCUUGCGGCGCCAUCCAAGGCCUCGUGAUGUACGGGCAGCUUUAUUACGUGCCUCUUUACUUUAUGGAUGUCAAGGGGUUUACUCCGGUGCAGACUGGCGUCGCACUCUUCCCGGUCAUGUUUACGCUGGUGCCGGCAUCCAUCAUCACCGGUCGGCUCGUCACGGUAUUCAAUAACUACCAGUGGCCGAUCUGGGUUGGCUGGACUCUGGCUACCAUCGCCUCCGGGCUGAUGAUGCUGUGGCAUGUCGAGACGCCGGCGAAGAUAUGGGCGCCGACGCUCGUCCUUCUUGGUCUUGGCCAUGGCUCCAUCCUGAACGCGCAGAACAUGGCAUCGCAUGCUCUCUGCGACGAAGGCGACGAAGCGAUCGCCGCAGCGAUGUAUGCCUUUCUCCGACAGUUUGGCAUGGCACUCGGGGUCGGCGUCGGCGGUUCCACAUUCCAGAACGUCAUGCUGCUCAAGUUGGAGGACGAUGGCUUGGCACCCGCAGGUACGCACGGAGGUACCCAUGCUAUUUCUGCCAUGUUGAGCGCUGCCGGCGACGUUGGGCCGCCAUCCAAGAUCGUGGAUGCGUACAUCUACGGCUUGCGAGGCGUCUACGGAUUGUAUGUCGGCGUAUCCGGAUUAGCCCUCUUGAUGAGUUUCUUGAUCAAGAGCGCAUCAAUGAACAGGAGCCUACGAUCGGAGCACACGAUGCACACUCAGGCGACGGGUCACGGUAGUAUUCACGGCUCCAGGAGUUGA